This is a messenger RNA of Nannospalax galili (Upper Galilee mountains blind mole rat), 3917 nucleotides long. It is a transcript of the gene Epha2, whose product is annotated as EPH receptor A2. Gene Ontology annotation, cellular component: neuron projection; plasma membrane. The record is from RefSeq and is a predicted model, not a curated record. Gene Ontology annotation, biological process: cell surface receptor protein tyrosine kinase signaling pathway; axon guidance; protein phosphorylation. The transcript has 17 exons. NCBI's taxonomy places the organism in Eukaryota, Metazoa, Chordata, Mammalia, Rodentia, Spalacidae. The coding region runs from base 150 to 3083 and encodes 977 amino acids. Gene Ontology annotation, molecular function: transmembrane-ephrin receptor activity; ATP binding; protein binding.
GGGUUCUCACCCAACUUCCAUUAAGCACUUGGGGCAGGAGGGUCAGAAGUUGUGCGCUGCGGGCGGGCAGGAGCGGGACACCGAGGCUGGUGUGCGGGCACCGGGCAUCGCGUGGCAGCGGAGAUCGGACUGAGAGCGAGGCGCGCGGCAUGGAGGUUCGGGUAGCCGGCGCCUGCCUGGCGCUACUGUGGGGCUGCGCGCUGGUGGUGGCCGCGGCGGCGCAGGGAAAGGAAGUUGUUUUGCUUGACUUUGCUGCAAUGAAAGGGGAACUCGGCUGGCUUACACACCCCUAUGGCAAAGGCUGGGAUUUAAUGCAGAACAUUAUGAACGACAUGCCCAUCUACAUGUACUCGGUGUGCAACGUGGUGUCCGGCGACCAGGACAACUGGCUCCGCACCAACUGGGUGUACCGAGAGGAAGCUGAGCGUAUCUUCAUCGAGCUGAAGUUCACAGUGAGAGACUGCAACAGCUUCCCAGGCGGUGCUAGCUCCUGUAAAGAAACCUUCAACCUCUACUACGCUGAGUCGGAUGUGGACUAUGGUACCAACUUCCAGAAGCGCCAGUUCACCAAGAUUGACACCAUUGCCCCUGACGAGAUCACAGUCAGCAGCGAUUUCGAGGCUCGCAAUGUCAAGUUGAACGUGGAGGUUCGCACCGUGGGGCCGCUCACCCGCAAGGGCUUCUACCUGGCAUUCCAGGACAUUGGUGCCUGUGUGGCGCUGCUCUCUGUCCGUGUCUUCUACAAGAAGUGUCCCGAGCUGCUGCAGGGCCUGGCCCACUUCCCCGAGACCAUCGCCGGCUCUGAGGCACCCUCUCUGGCCACUGUGGCUGGCACCUGCGUGGAUCAUGCUGUGGUGCCAUAUGGGGGUGAGGAGCCUCGUAUGCACUGUACAGUGGAUGGCGAGUGGCUGGUACGAAUUGGGCAGUGCCUCUGCCAGGCAGGCUACGAGAAGGUGGAAGAAACCUGCAAGGCCUGUUCUCCAGGAUUCUUCAAGUCCGAGGCAUCAGACAGCUCCUGCCUAGAGUGCCCAGAGCACACAUUGCCAUCACCCGAGGGCGCCUCCUCCUGCGAGUGUGAGGAAGGCUACUUCCGGGCACCAGGAGACCCACUGUCCAUGUCCUGCACACGCCCACCUUCUGCUCCGAGCUACCUCACGGCUGUGGGCAUGGGUGCCAAAGUGGAGUUGCGUUGGACAGCCCCCCAGGACACCGGGGGCCGCCAGGACAUUGUCUAUAGUGUCACCUGUGAACAGUGCUGGCCAGAGUCUGGCGAGUGUGGGCCCUGUGAGGCCAGUGUGCGGUACUCGGAGCCUCCUCACUCCCUGACCCGAACCAGCGUGACAGUCAGUGAUCUAGAGCCUCACAUGAACUAUACCUUCGCUGUGGAGGCCCGAAAUGGCGUGUCAAGCCUGGUGACCAGUCGAAGCUUCCGCACUGCUAGCGUCAGUAUUAACCAAACAGAGCCCCCAAAAGUGAGGCUGGAGGGCCGCAGCACUACCUCACUAAGCGUCACCUGGAGCAUCCCAGUUCCACAGCAGAGCCGAGUGUGGAAGUACGAAGUGACCUACCGCAAGAAGGGGGAUGCCAACAGCUACAACGUGCGCCGCACUGAGGGCUUCUCCGUGACCCUAGAUGACCUGACUCCUGAUACCACCUACCUGGUACAGGUGCAGGCACUGACACAGGAGGGCCAGGGUGCUGGCAGUAAGGUGCACGAGUUCCAGACACUGUCCGUGGAAGGGUCUGCCAACAUGGCCGUUAUCGGUGGUGUGGCUAUCGGCGUUGUCUUGCUUCUACUUCUGGCAGGAGUCGGCUUCUUCAUCCACCGAAGGAGGAGGAACCUGCGAGCCCGCCAGUCCUCUGAGGAUGUCUACUUCUCCAAGUCAGAACAACUGAAGCCUCUGAAGACCUAUGUGGACCCCCACACCUAUGAAGACCCCAACCAGGCUGUGCUCAAGUUCACCACCGAGAUCCACCCAUCCUGUGUCACAAGACAGAAGGUGAUUGGAGCAGGAGAGUUUGGAGAGGUGUACAAGGGGACGCUGAAGGCGUCUUCAGGGAAAAAGGAGGUGCCCGUGGCCAUCAAGACACUGAAAGCUGGCUACACAGAGAAGCAGCGUGUGGACUUUCUGAGCGAGGCCAGCAUCAUGGGCCAGUUCAGUCACCACAAUAUUAUCCGCUUAGAGGGUGUUGUCUCUAAAUACAAACCCAUGAUGAUCAUCACAGAGUACAUGGAGAAUGGAGCCCUGGACAAGUUCCUUAGGGAGAAGGACGGUGGUGAGUUCAGUGUGCUGCAGCUGGUGGGCAUGCUUCGGGGCAUUGCAUCUGGCAUGAAGUACCUAGCCAACAUGAACUACGUGCACCGUGACCUGGCGGCCCGCAACAUCCUUGUCAAUAGCAACCUGGUGUGCAAGGUGUCCGACUUUGGCCUGUCCCGAGUGUUGGAGGAUGACCCUGAGGCCACCUACACCACCAGUGGUGGCAAGAUCCCCAUCCGCUGGACAGCACCAGAGGCCAUUUCCUACCGCAAGUUCACCUCUGCUAGUGAUGUGUGGAGCUAUGGCAUCGUCAUGUGGGAGGUGAUGACUUAUGGAGAGCGGCCCUACUGGGAACUAUCAAACCAUGAGGUCAUGAAAGCCAUCAACGAAGGCUUCCGGCUCCCCACACCCAUGGACUGCCCCUCUGCCAUCUACCAGCUCAUGAUGCAGUGCUGGCAGCAGGAACGGGCUCGCCGCCCCAAGUUUGCCGACAUUGUCAGCAUCCUUGACAAGCUCAUCCGAGCCCCUGACUCCCUCAAGACCCUUGCUGACUUUGACCCUCGAGUGUCCAUCCGGCUACCCAGCACCAGCGGCUCAGAGGGAGUGCCAUUCCGCACAGUGUCGGAGUGGCUGGAGAGCAUCAAGAUGCAGCAGUACACAGAGCACUUCAUGGCGGCUGGCUACACAGCUAUUGAGAAGGUGGUGCAGAUGACCAAUGAUGACAUCAAGAGGAUUGGGGUGCGGCUUCCUGGACACCAGAAGCGCAUUGCCUACAGCCUGCUGGGACUCAAGGACCAGGUGAACACAGUGGGGAUCCCCAUCUGAGCCCCCAACGGGGCCUCGUGCCCGCCUCGGCCAACAAUACUUGAAGAAACAUAGUGGUCUUACUGCCGACUCUGUGCCAGGCCACUGGACCUUAUUUAUUUCCAGUUCUCCCUCAUCAGUGCCACCCUGAGCUAGGGAAUCGCUCUGAUGCUGGACCAGGGAUCAAGCCAAGCACUUAGCAAGUACUGAAUUCCCAGCAUCCCCUGGGACUGGAGUGAGUGCCAUCAAGACUAUUGAAGUUCCCUCGGGACAUAUCUGAACUGACCUCUUGGUCACAUUUUCCCCCAAGAAGUCACUUUGGGAGCUGGGGUUCUGAGGGGAAGCAUUCAGCCCAGGACAACAUAUGGCUAAGGCACCCUAAGCCCCAUCCUUUAGUGUCAAAGGACAGAUUAUGAACUUGGCUGGGCGGGGGCCAUGGUGAUCUUCCAGUGCCUUCUGCAGACCCUGGGCCCUGCCCGUAGCCCCCAUGGGCCAGUCUCUGCUUUCCUGGGGCCCUUUCAGGAUGCUUGGUUGUGUUGAGGUUUUUUAAAUAUAUAUUUUAUACUUGUGGGAAGAAUGAGUGUAUGACAGACUGUGCCAGGGCUGGGGGCAGAUGAUGCCAUGCAGCAGACAUUCCGAGCUGGGGGCUGGCCAGGCUUGCAGGAGGAAGUGUCACUGCCCAGCCAUCCCUUCCCUAGCCCCUUUAGACCACUGUCACUGCGAAUGCUGUCAGUGUUACUGAUUUGUUCUGUUGGGUAUUUUUUUUUCAAACCUUAAUUUAUUAUUUUUUUAUAUUUAUUGUUAGAAAACGACUUAUUUCUGCUCUGGAAUAAAGUUGCAGAUGGUUCAAACUGA